Penaeus vannamei (Pacific white shrimp) is the source of this 806-nucleotide messenger RNA. RefSeq lists its product as uncharacterized. The record is from RefSeq and is a predicted model, not a curated record. Lineage: Eukaryota; Metazoa; Arthropoda; Malacostraca; Decapoda; Penaeidae.
UCCUUCUCAAGCGACAGACAUCAAUAUGGUGUCCAAGAGUAUAAUAACUCUUCUGGCCCUCACGUGCCUCUUGGCGGCCACGUGCGCUGAUCCAGAGCCCGAUUAUGGACAUGGGCACGGGGGCCAUGGCCACGGCGGAGGAUACGGAAAGGGCCAUGGCGGAGGUUAUGGCCAUGGCGGUGGUCAUGGCCAUGGCGGAUACGGGAAAGGUCAUGGAGGAUAUGGCCAUGGUGGCGGAUAUGGAAAGGGCCAUGGUGGUGGCCAUGGCGGAUACGGGAAAGGUCAUGGAGGAUAUGGGCAUGGUGGCGGUCACGGCCAUGGUGGAUACGGGAAAGGUCAUGGAGGAUAUGGCCAUGGUGGUGGUCACGGCCAUGGGGGAUACGGGAAAGGUCAUGGAGGAUAUGGCCAUGGUGGCGGAUAUGGAAAGGGCCAUGGUGGUGGUUAUGGCCAUGGUGGUGGUCACGGCCAUGGUGGAUACGGAAAAGGUCAUGGUGGCGGAUAUGGCCACGGAGGAGGACAUGGCCAUGGAGGUGGAUAUGGCCAUGGAGGUGGAUACGGAAAAGGUCACGGAGGAGGUUAUGGCCACAGUGGGGGAUAUGGCUAUGGUCAUAGCCAUGGUGGAUAUGGCCACGGCGGAGGAUACGGAAAGGGCCAUGGUGGCGGCUAUGGCUAUGGCCACAGUGGUGGAUAUGGAAAAGGUCAUGGAGGAUAUGGCCAUGGCGGUGGCCACGGUUAUGGUUAUGGUCACUAAGUUCAAAUCGCGAGAAGUGUUAUCUACGUUAACAUACCUGGACGUGACUUUCCUC